UUUAGAUUGAUUUACUUUGAAGAAAAAUAAUAGGUUAGCUUUUUGACUGCUAGUUUCUUACAUUCAUUCGAGGCAAUGUUUGUUUAACAAAAACAAAAUGGCAAAAAGAGUUCACCCUGAAGGACAAGAAAAUGAUGCGUUUGAGCAUGAAGAAGCCUUUGGAGAAAUGGAUGUAAAAAAAGAAAAAAAGAAUGGAAACAAAGUGAAACAUACCACAUUCCAAGAUGUUGUCAAUCUUGAACUACAAGCAAAAGCCGCAGGAAAAGAAUGGCAUCAUUUUAUCACAAGAAAAAGAAAAUUUUUUCGAAAAGCUGAUUCGGAUGUGGGUUCCAUGCGUACUUACUCAAGACUGGCGGCAUUCCAAGAAAGAGAACUUGGACUUGAUAUUGAAUCAGAUGAGGAUGAUGGACAACUUCCAGCGAGUGCACCAAAUGGGGCAAUAUCGUCUACUUCAAAACAAGUUGACAGAAGCAAAAUAAGGUCAUUGAAUAAGAAGGUGAUUGGACAUUUUGUAUCGCUUAAUCAACUUCCACAUGAAAGUGCAGAGGUAAAUCUGGAGCUUUUAUCAUCAUUAUUUGCACAAGGAGCUGAGGCCAAUUGCUGUGAUAGAUAUGGACAAACGUUAUUACACGAGGUAGCAAGACUUUGGCAUGUUGAUGUUGCAGAGUUUCUCAUUGCUAAAGGAGCUGAUAUCAAUCGUUCUGAUCGAUACGGUAGGACACCAAUUCAUGUUGCUGCGGCUACAGAUUACCCAGAAAUGAUAGAAUUUUUUGAAAAAAGUGGAGCUAAUAUUGAGGCAAGAACAGCAGAAGAAUUGCAAACUCCGCUACAUUUUGCUGCUCGGAAUGACGCCGUCGAUGCUUGUAAAAUCCUUGUUAAACUUGGAGCAAAAGUUGAAACUUAUGACUAUCGACGAAGGACACCACUUCAUACAGCUGCAGAACUAGAUCGCAGUGAGACAGCUAGAUGGUUGGUGGAAAAUGGAGCAAAUGUUGGAGUUACCGAUGAUUCUGGUUUGUCUUGCAUGACGCACAUGAUAACAAAGAUGGGGCCAGUGGCAAGAGAUGCAUUGGACACAUUUCAUAAGAUGGAUAGAACGAAUAGAAGACAAUAUUUUCAUCUGAAUUUGCUGGAGCAUGAUAUAACUGACGAUAAGCGCAUUACAAGAUCCAAAGAACAAGGUAUUCACGGGAGCCUUGCGAAAACCCCGCUGCAAGUUAUAGUCAGUUACAAACAACUAGAUAUUAUUAUGCAUCCGGUCAUUUUGAAAAUGCUUGAAUUGAAAUGGAGCAAGUUUGGAAGGAUGGGCGCAAUCAAAUUGACUUGUCUCAAUUUACUCUACAUAUCAUUAUGGACAGCUCUCGCUGUUGGUGUUCCAUGGCAAACAAGAUAUUUAUAUAUUCUUCCUGGAUUGGAUGUUUGGAGAAUUGUUAUCUGGAUAUUUGCUUUUGGAAUGACAUUGUAUUAUAUUGGAAUUGAAAUUAAUGAAAUAAUAACAUCAAGACGAAGGUUUCAUAAAUGGAAAGAAUGGAGAGUUAAUCAUAUUAAUAAAGAUAUGAGAUAUACACAUCCAAAAUGGCCAGAGGAAAGGAAUUAUCUUGAAAGAGAGAUUGAUACACUUGAUGAUAUGUUACCAUCAUAUUUCCAAGAUUUCUGGAAUUUUUUUGAUUGGACUGUUUACUUUCUAAAUUUUGCAGUCCUGGUCACUCAUGUAUUGAACAUCAUAGUAUACAAUGCUAACAAUCGUCCUCCACCUUGCUGUGGUGAAAGUGGUUGUGAUAUUACUGCUGAACAGAUUCAAAAUGGAAGUUUAACUGAUAAGGGAUCAUGUGCACUUCCUAAUGCAUAUGUUAACAAUGCUUGUCUGAGUGUCUGGGUCAACAGAAUAUUUGUCUUGAACAUUAUCAUGAUGUGGCUGAGACUGAUGAAAAAUAUGAGAUCUUUCAGAACUCUUGGACCGUUUGUUGUAAUGUUGGGCAAGAUAUUCUAUGACAUUCUACGCUUCCUAUUCUUAUAUUUUGAAUUUUAUAUUCCGUACGCUUGUGCUUUUUGGAUGAUAUUUGGAGAUGAACCAAGCAUACAAAGCAUGAGCACUGUGGAUCAAAUGUUAUUUUCAUUGUAUCGAAUCACAUUGGUUGAUGAAUAUGAAUAUGAUCAAAUGCAUGCCUAUGAUGUUGUCAUGACCUAUAUAUUAUGUGGAACAUUCCUUGGUAUCAGUGCCAUCUUAUGCAUUAAUUUAUUUAUUGCACUGUUGUCUGAUACUUUUCAGAGAGUAUAUGAUAAUGCGAACGCCAAUGCAGUAAUGCAACAAGCAAUUCAAAUUCUGUCAAUUGAGGAAAACUUGAGUCAUGGACAAAAGGAAAGAUUCAGGAGUUUCAUUCAAAAGAAAUGCAGUCCAUUAGAAGAAUAUUAUGACGAUGAUUUAACAACAUCCCAGGAAGAUAAUCUGAAAAAAGUUACUUUUCAAAUCAAAGAUCAAAUGGAAGAAGUAAUUGAACAUUUAAGACUUGAUGAAAAAGAAAGACAAGAUCUGGAGAAUCAUCUUCAUGCUGAUAUUUUGUCUUCAACUGACCAUGUAAUACAAAAUCUGAGACCACGAAGUCGAAUGGAUGAACGAAACUCAUCUCGAUUCAGUCAAUAUCAAGAUUAUGAUAAUAAAAAAGGAAUGAUGGGAAGAACUGGAAUUGCUAGGUUGUCAUCUGAUAUAACCAAUAUCGUCAGUACAGUCAAUAAUAUGCAGGAAGGAAAUGUUGAAACUUUAAAUAAGAUGCAGAAAGAUUUAAAAGAAAUCAAAAGUAUUCUUCGUCAUUUGAUAAGUUCAGAAUCUCAACAAAGAAAACCAAGAAAAAAAGAUUCGGAAAGUCAUCAAAAAUCAGGCAGUCUUCCACCAGCUUCCAUUAUAGAUCCACCAGUCUUCCCUCUUGAAAUUCGAACUCUUCCUCCAAUACAAGACCUUCGACAAAAAAGAUCUCAAGAAUUUGAGCCAAUAAGACACCCAUCAUUGGAUAGAGUGACAGCAGAAGAUGUAAGAAGAUCUGUUGAAGAUAAUUUAUUGAGAAGAUUGAUUCAUUCAUCACAAGAUUCAAGAGCAAACAGAAAUGCAAGACAAGAUGACUUAGAUUUUGAGAUGACUCUGUUGCCUGGGUCACCUGCUCGAAGCACACCGAGACCAGACCUGUCAACCAGUUCAAGAACGCCACCACCUAAUAGAACUGUGGCAUUUCAGGAUCCAGAACAGUCUGAUUUGAAUAUUGGAGACAGGGGAUCAUCAAAUGUGUAAUUUUUGCAUGUGAACAAAUGGUAGAUGUGUUAGUUAGAAUAGUGUUUAUAUUAGAAAACUAGAUUCAGUGAAAUAAUGCUCGGUUCUGAAGUUUAUAUGUUACAUCGACUAGAAUUUUUAAACCCAAAAUUGAUAGACCAGGCAACAUUUUUUCGUUCCAAGUUCUUCAUCUUUGGUGUGAAAAAUGUUUUCAUAUUUUUUUUACGAUGCCCAUUCACGCCGAUCACUUUCAACAAGCCGAUGCAGCCACUGAUACCUAAAAAUAUGUGAAGGGUGUGCCAAGAAAGGCCAUGGCACCCACAAACUGUGUGAUGGAAUCGUCUAAUCUAUAUUCGCUUAAAUCAAAAGCACAUUGUUCAUGAUCGUGAAUCUCUUUUCACACCCGAUGAACUACUACUAUUUGGUAGGCAUUGUUACACCACAAUAUUGAAAAUAUGUAAAAGAUAUCCAGUUUUUGAAAUCUAAAUUUGCUGCUUUAAAAUAUUAUUAGAUAGUUUUUACUAAAAUUUCUUUCUUACUUUUGUGUUGUUACAAAUAUAUGGGAUUUUACUCUGUUACACGAAAUUUGUUAUUGUUUGUGAUAUAUUCCCCUAUUAAACAUUGCUUUAGAUUUAGUCAUUUAGUCAUUAGUCAUUUAGAAAUUUGACUUCAGAAAUUCAGUAUUUCAAAGCUCUAUUCCCAUUACCUAAACAGUCAAAUUUGGUUUAAGCUUGUUUUAUUUUUUCGUUUCAGAAUUUUCUUACAAAUUUAUAACAAUAAUUUUUAGAUACCGGUAUAUUAGAUUUUCACUGAUAUUUUCUUAUCCGUCCUGAUACGCACACAUACUAUUAUCACAAUUAGGAAUGUACUAGAGAUUGAAUUCAAUGAAAUUAAUACCUCAAUUAUGAUUUUUGCCCUUCAUUUUGUUUGAGAUUAUUUAUAUUCGAUUCUAUCCCAUUUUAGCUUGCCAGAUACAAUUUGUUUUUACAACAUAGGUAUCAUUAACUUCUCCAUUUCUCAAGCAUAGCCCAUAUUAUGUAUGGUGGUAAUAAUGUAUGGUAUGGCAUCUAAAACAAUUUUCGCUUCUAUAACUUAAUUAAUUUUUUUCUGGUUUGGACAACUUCAAAACAUUAAUAGUCUCAUUUAAGUGAUUGAUUUAUAGAAAAUGAAAUAUUGAACAAUAAAUUAAUAAAAAAUUGUAAUAAAAAAUAUUUUGCAAGUAGAUAUUAUUGGGUAUUUUUUUUUAUAUUUCAUGGUUGUGAUCACACUGUUCAACAAGGCAGGAAUACUUUAUUGAAUACAUUAUUGAUUAAUCUAUCGUUAAUUCUGACGCUAGGUGUAUAAAGCAUCGCGUCUGAUGUUUUAUUUAACAAAUUAAAUUUUUUGCACAUGCUUUAUUGCACUAUACACAUUCUUCCAAUUUAUGCUUUUAUAUUUUUUUUUUCGAACUUCUUGUGUUUAAUUUUAUAUAAUGAAAUUGAUCACUGUAAUAUUUUGAUUUCUUCAAUUGCUCUAUUUAUAUGAUAAUUGUAAUUAUGAAUACUAUGGAAAUAAUUUAUAUUGCUGGCAUAUUAUGUUCCUAGUUCCAUUUUCCGCUA
Molecule: messenger RNA, 4857 nt
Organism: Styela clava
Lineage: Eukaryota; Metazoa; Chordata; Ascidiacea; Stolidobranchia; Styelidae
Biological process (GO): calcium ion import across plasma membrane
Cellular component (GO): plasma membrane
Molecular function (GO): protein binding; calcium channel activity
Source: RefSeq, a predicted model, not a curated record